UUUUUACCAGACUAUUAUUUGUAUAAGUACUAUUUAAAUAGUAAAAAUCAAAGUGAAAUUUAACCCAAAAUUUUAGAUUUAAGGUACAUAUCCUAAAAUUUCUACAUUAAUGUAUUGUGUAUUGUAUCAUAUAAGUGGAGAUGUGAUUGAAUAAUUAUCUAGUGGUUUAAAAUCGUAUACUAAAAAAUAGUCGAAUUUGCCCAAGAAGUAAAACAUAGUUUACCACUCAAACCCAAGAGAAAACUUCAAAUAAAAUUAGAGAAUACUAAUUAAAAGAGCAGUUAAGAAAUAUGAUAGAAAGUGUAGGAAGUAAAAGCAGACACAAAGGUUGGCGGUUAUAGUUGGUUUUUGUUUCAAAAUGCACAUUCGAAACCCCCCUUCCCCCUUCUCACCUCUGUGGAAGCGUUGUGUAUCUUCUCUUCAAAAGCCACGUCCCAACCACUUCUAUUUAUAAAAAGGGAACUUUGUUUUUCUUCAAUGCGUUUUGCUUUGUCUGUCUUAGUGAGUUCCCUGUUCCGUUGCACUGCAUUCUUAUGCGCAAUGGCUAACAAUGUCACUAGCCGGUUCCAUCAAUCUCUCACUCGAAAUGCUCUUCGCUCUUAUCUCGCCGAGUUCAUGUCCACUUUCUUCUUUGUUCUUGCCGUUGUUGGUUCUGGAAUGUCCGCACGGAAAUUGAUGCCUGAUGCAACACUGAAUCCGGCUACCCUUGUUGUGGUUGCCAUUGCAAACGCUUUCGCCUUGUCGUCAGUGUUGUACACCGCAUGGGACAUCUCCGGUGGACACGCCAACCCGGCGAUUACGUUUGCAAUGGCAAUAGGAGGCCAUGUUAGUGUACCAACCGCUCUCUUUUAUUGGGUUGCCCAACUUAUAGCCUCUGUUAUGGCUUGCCUUGUCCUUAGGGUCAUCCUUGUUGGAAUGCAUGUUCCGACAUACACAAUUGCUGAAGAAAUGACAGGGUUUGGAGCAUCGGUACUAGAAGGUUUCUUGACAUUUGUAUUGGUGUACACAGUUUAUGCAGCAAGGGACCCAAGGCGUGGUCCAUUGAGUGCUACAGGACCACUUGUAAUUGGAUUUAUAGCCGGUGCAAAUGUGUUAGCCGCAGGUCCCUUCUCUGGAGGCUCAAUGAACCCAGCAUGUGCUUUCGGCUCUGCCGCCAUUGGUGGCAGUUUCAGGAACCAAGCAGUGUAUUGGGUUGGUCCCUUGCUUGGUGCUGCCGUCGCUGGCCUUCUCUAUGACAAUGUAGUGUUCCCAGUAACCGCAACAACUGGAGUUUCUGAUGGACUUACUGUGUGAUUAAGUUCUUGUAAUUUGUAAAUAUAUAAUGUUUUUAUCAUUAUUGUGUGUGUUUAGAAGUGUCAUACCAACUUCAAUUCCUCAUCCUAUUAAUCAAACUUGUUUAUUAUUAUUAAUUAUUGAUUUUGGAAU
This is a messenger RNA of Arachis ipaensis, 1425 nucleotides long. RefSeq names its product tonoplast intrinsic protein 5;1 (gene TIP5;1). NCBI's taxonomy places the organism in Eukaryota, Viridiplantae, Streptophyta, Magnoliopsida, Fabales, Fabaceae. Gene Ontology annotation, cellular component: membrane. Gene Ontology annotation, molecular function: water channel activity. The record is from RefSeq and is a predicted model, not a curated record. Gene Ontology annotation, biological process: water transport; transmembrane transport.